Messenger RNA from Racocetra fulgida, 558 nucleotides. The record is from the annotation of a GenBank genome assembly. Lineage: Eukaryota; Fungi; Glomeromycota; Glomeromycetes; Diversisporales; Gigasporaceae.
AUGAAAAGAUUUUUAAGCGUUAAAAAAAUUGAAACUCCAAACUGCAAAAAAAAACAAGAUAAACGAAAAACUAAUGAUGAUAUAGUAAAUACAUGUAAACAGCUUAUCAAGCAGCAAAAUGAAUACAGUUAUGAACAACAAAGAUCUAUUCUUUCUGUACAUAAAAAUGCUUCACAAAGUAUUGAUAUUGUUAAGAAAUAUGUAGCUGAAACAGGCAAACAUAUUUCAGUAGAAACUAUACAAAAUACAUUAAAAAGGUAUGGCUACAAAGCCAAGGUUAAACCUAAAAAACCUGCAAUAAGUGAAAAUACCAGAUUAAAACAUCUUGUAUUUGCCAAAAAGCAUCUUAAAUGGACUGUGGAUGAUUGGAGAAAAGUUGUUUUUUUUAAUGAGAAUAAAUUAGAACCUGAUUAUGUUAGUCAGACCAAAAAAUUUGAAGAUAACAAAGGUUAUCGUAUAAUUCUGGCUAAAGAUCUUUUUGGCACCUUACUUGAACAUGAUUUAGAUUUUAAAGAUUCUCCAUAUUCUGCUGACUUAAACCCAAUAGAAAAUGCUUGA